AUGCGUUGUGAAUUCAUCUUGGUGGUCCAUCGCAUGCGGCGUACUCCACCAGUGGCGGGUGCCGAUUGCUGGGCCCGCGAAGACCCUGCCGACACCAAGCAAGCUGGUGGGGAUGAUGGAUGCGAGGGGCUGCUGGGUGGUCGUGCAGCACCUCGCGCUCGGCUGGCGGUUCGCAUGCUGCCGCGUCCAGCGCCAGCUCCAGACGCGCCCUGA
Parnassius apollo (apollo) is the source of this 213-nucleotide messenger RNA. The record is from the annotation of a GenBank genome assembly. Lineage: Eukaryota; Metazoa; Arthropoda; Insecta; Lepidoptera; Papilionidae.